AUGAAGAAAUUGUUUGGAAAACGUGAAUCUCCUUCUGAAAAACUAAAAAGAAAUCAAAAAUGCUUAAAUAAAGUAAUGCGUGAAAUUGAUAGAGAAAAAAAACUUUUUGAGUUAAAGGAAAAAGAAAUUACAAUAGAGAUUAAAAAAAUGGCAAAAAUAAAUCAAAUGGAUUCUGUUUAUAUUAUGGCUAAACAACUUGUUAAAACACGUAACUAUCGUAAAAAACUUUCAAUUAUGAAGGCUAACAUUCAAGAGGUUUCUCUUAAAAUUACAACAUUGAAAAGUCAAGAUUCAAUAGAUACAACAAUGAAAAGUAUAGUUAUUUCUAUGAAAAAAAUGAGUAAUUGUAUGAAUCUUCCACGAAUCAAAGAAAUAAUGAUGGAUUUUGAAAAAGAAUCAAAAGUUGUAGAUAUAAAAAAUGAUAUUAUUGAUGAUGCAUUUGAUGAUAUAAUAGAUGAUUCUGAUAAAACUGAAAGUGUAAUAAAUAGUAUUUUGGAUGAAUUAGGUAUUCAAAUUAAAGAUAAGCUAAAUAAUCUUCCGGUAGUUUCUAACAAAGUUGAAGUAGAAAAAAAAAACAAAUUGAAUGAUAAAAGAACACCACCAAAUUUCCAUGACGAUCUUCAUACAAGACUUCAAAAUUUAAAACGUAAAUAA
Messenger RNA from Strongyloides ratti, 654 nucleotides. RefSeq names its product Charged multivesicular body protein 2a. NCBI's taxonomy places the organism in Eukaryota, Metazoa, Nematoda, Chromadorea, Rhabditida, Strongyloididae. Gene Ontology annotation, biological process: late endosome to vacuole transport; protein transport; endosome transport via multivesicular body sorting pathway. The coding region runs from base 1 to 654 and encodes 217 amino acids. Gene Ontology annotation, cellular component: multivesicular body; ESCRT III complex. The transcript is spliced from 2 exons. The record is from RefSeq and is a predicted model, not a curated record.